Molecule: messenger RNA, 2804 nt
Organism: Cyprinodon tularosa
Lineage: Eukaryota; Metazoa; Chordata; Actinopteri; Cyprinodontiformes; Cyprinodontidae
Exons: 6
Coding region: 143-802 (219 amino acids)
Source: RefSeq, a predicted model, not a curated record
UCCGUUUCAGACACAGAGCGUGAGGAAAGAGAGCAUAGAAGCUGGCAGAAACAAGGGACAAGAGAAAGAAAAAGCCAAAGAAGUGCAGGAUUAGUAGGAGACGGUACAUCAGGCACCCUGGGAGGAAGCCACAUAAAGAAGGAUGGAGGAAGAAAGCAGUGGGAAAACAUCUGUCCAGACAGAAAUAAUGACUGAAAACCUCAUUGAGGAAAAUACUGAGUCUAGACCUAUCCACACACCAGAUGAAAACAACAAGAUUGACAGUGGAGACCCUGAUGAGGAGAUUUCAGAGGAUCAAUGCAGAAGAAGUUCGGAGACACUGGCACAGGAAGCUAUGAUAACUGCAGAUACACAAGCCGAUGAGGACUACCUCCCAGAGACCCACCUGUCAAAGGUGGAUGACGUGAACCCCCCAUCAGUGUCACCUGAUCCCCCCACCACAAAGGAUGCCCCUUCUGAGCCAUGCUGGUAUUGUCUGAGGUCUCUUGAGGCUGAAUCUCUUCCCAAAGUUACGAAACAGGAGGAAAACUCUGAUCCUGAAUUACCUCUGCUCUCUAGUGGCCAGAAAAUAAACUACCAGACAGACCCUCGGCCUCACUUUGGUGUCGCCUGCUCCUCCCACUCUACAUGUCAGCCACUGUGGGGAAGCGAGGGGCCUAGCUGGGGACAAAGAACCCAGGAGGCUGACCAGACAGACAUCUGUCCACACUGCCAUCUUGGCUUGACCCCUGACACCCUGCGCUGGCAUGAGGCAAAAUGUCUGCUGUUUGAGGAGCUGAGGAGUUCCAAGAAAGAAAAUUAAUCACUGUGAAAGAUCAAAUCAAUCUAAACAUUGCAUUUAAAUUUUAUUUCAGUAUCCAAACUUCUAAAUUAUUUGUGUAUUACAAAAUUCUUAGUCAUGUCUCAACUUAACUAAUGGUUAGAUAUGUUAUACCAUUAGUAUAGUAUAUUUCCACAUUUUGCAUUAAUUCAUUACUGUGGUACCAUCUUAAUCUCCAAGUGGACCAUUUAUCUAUAUAUGAUUGCAUUUAAAAUGUCAUAUUUAUAGAUAAUUUUACAUUACCUUAUAUAGAAGUGGUAGCUGCAUUUAAUUAGUCUGCUCUGGUUCCCAUGUUGCUCAUCACUUAUUCAGUAGUUUAUUUCCAUUUAUGUCCCUCCACUGUCAAAUUCUUGUUUCCUGCUGUGUCUGUACCAAUUUGCUUGUUACUGUCAUCCCUUGUUUAGCUUGUUAUCUUUAGCUACAUUCUCUAGUUCCUCGUCUCUUACAGAUUUUCUGAGCUUUUUAAUUAAUUUCCUGGACCUCACCUGAGACGCUGAGGGAAUGUGACUAAAUACAAAAAUGAACACAGGGAAGAAAAGGAUGUUACUAAAUGAAAAGGAAAAAAUUCUGUAGAAGGUAAAACUAUGAAGGUAAAAUGCAACUCAAUGAACAGAACACAAAAAUGAAAUGAGAAUACCUGUGAGUAAAAAACAAAAAUGAAAAUAAUCCCAACCAAAUUAUAUGAAAUCCAAAGGACUAAAAAGAAACACAAAGACCCACAGAUCAUUACACUGUCAGAGAAUAAUAUUAAAUGUGUUUAUCAAUAUAUUAUAAAGACAAAAAAUAUUCCCUUUUCUUUGAAUUGAAAUCCUUUGCAACCAUUUUGUAUUCAAAUUCUUCUUGUGCAAAUAAAUGUUAAUCUCUGUACGAUAAUAUGGAGUAUUCCUUCUAUCGUUUUGAGUUAAUGUUUUUGUUAAAUGUCACUAAACUCUCCUCCUAGGUUUGUUGUUUUCUCUUUAAGACCUUUAUAAAAUGUGCAUUAUAAAGCUAUUUCUACUUUUAAGAUACAAUUCUGUAUUUUCACUAAUAUACUAUGGACAGUCAAUAUUACAACAACUUCUGUUUCUCUGUACUAAUGCUGAAAAAAAAAAUAUGCUAAAGCAAAUUAAACAAAAUGUAAUAAUUAUCUAAAGAAUUACAUUUAAAAAGCAACAAAAUUUUCAUUUAUAUCUUUUCUGAAUGGAUAACUGUAAAAUGUUUUAGGGAGAACAAGAAAAUUGUUUGCUAAUUAUUGGAUUAAAAGACAUUAAAACAUGAAAAUAUUGUAAGAGAAAAAGAAAACACAACGGAAAGCUGCUGCUCUGUAAAGAUUAGCUUUUUCAAGCCACUUGGUCUUAAAGCUACAGUGUGUAAUUUUCUGCCAUAUCUAAUGCUCAGACUGCAGAAUAUUACCUGCUUCUCCCAACGCUUCUCCUCCUCCUAAAAUAUGGAGGUUGUCAUAGUACAAAAUGGCUUCUUUAUAGUCGCAGUGCCUAUUUUGUCAAGUUAUGAUGAGCUUUGUUUACUAUGGCAUCAGGGUUCUGCCAAAAGUGCAGAAAUGCAAUAAAUAUUCCUACGAGCAACUUUACUUCAUACAGACAGUCAUAAACUACUCCUCAGGUGCAUGUUUACGGUGUUAAAGGUAUUGUGGGGGAUUUUCGCAAAUUUUUGAAACUUAAAAAAAAAAAAAUGCACAUGCCCAACCCUGUACCCUGUAAACGUGCGCGAGAGCAUGCAAGCAUGCACAAGCCCAUUUCUCUCGUUUCCAGCUACACGCUUGACCCACAGGCUGAAUUGUGUUAAAUGCAUUGGAUAAUUCAAAUAACAAGAUUCGCACAGUGCUGUCUGCCUUGUGUAAAUAACAAUGGGUUUAUUGAAGCAGGUGUAUAAUGGCAUCUUCAACUUCAUCUCCAUGACGAUAAGAAAAAUGCAAGUGGGCCUGAUAGCUGCAUGUUUUCUCCUCACCCAAGGAAUGUUGGCUGUUUUGAGGGUGAACAUUCUCAGU